Messenger RNA from Mizuhopecten yessoensis (Yesso scallop), 2736 nucleotides. RefSeq lists its product as uncharacterized. Lineage: Eukaryota; Metazoa; Mollusca; Bivalvia; Pectinida; Pectinidae. The coding region runs from base 130 to 2385 and encodes 751 amino acids. The record is from RefSeq and is a predicted model, not a curated record. The transcript is spliced from 3 exons.
CGUAGUCGUCAUUUCGCACGCGGGCCCACUCCAUCAUACAUACCUCACGUCAGCGCUGAUCAGGCAGCAAAUCUCUACAACAGUAUCAGGCCAUAGGAUUUAGCUAUGUAGGUACCUGGAACACAUACAAUGCAGGCUAUGCACUUUGUAACGGUUGGGCUGCUUCUGAUGCUGACCGUGGGUGAUGUCCCUUCUGUAUGGGGGCAGGAGACGAACAAGCCGCUAGAGGGGGCAAUGAUUGCCCCCGUGAUGAGGUCCGCAAUGUGGGCCUACCUCGGGAAUGCCGCUUAUGCCAACCAACUUUGGCAAGCUGUCAACCAUGACUACUUCGACAGACUUAAUUGUGGCGCGAAAAGAUCGACUGACGCGGAUUACGAACGGAAGUGUGGCCCCUGUGGCGAUGCCGCCGACUCCAACAGGCCAAACGAGUACGGCGGAAAGUACUCCAUCGGCGAGGUAGUUGCGCAGUAUCACGAAGGCCAUCAAAUAAACAUCUCCGUGGACAUUAGAAGUAUAAAUCAAGGAGGCACAUUCCGAUUUUCGCUGUGUGUUACAGAUAAAACCACAAGAGUAUCCCACUCCUGUUUCCGACAACAUGUAUUACGAUGGCAGAACACCCAGAUAACACGAAUCCCAGUACCACGACAGCUUGGCCUGGCGACAUACACCCUACAGCUGCCAGCCGGGCUCACCUGUCAGAACUGUGUAAUACAGUGGCUAUGGAGAGAUGAUACCUCUACAUGCGAUCCCCCUAGAAGUAAUAACUGUGGUCAACAGACCGUGACCAACUGUGCUGACGUUCAGAUCCUCAGCGCUGGCGUUCCCCUUACGGCUAACUUCGACAAACCAAGAUACGAUGCUUAUGCAAGCAUUUUCGAUCCAAUGGAUACAGGUGGUGAUGGCGCGGAUGACCAUGGUAUCGGGAUACACGUACCUAGAUCGUCAUUGGACCCCGCCGUGACAAUAAAACCUCCAGAUCCGUCGCCUGGUGGAUCGGUCUCUAUACAAAUCCCAGGCGGUGUUCCCCCAACAACCCAAUUGCCUGGCGGAUCUAUCCCUGUCAUCACACCAGGCGGGAGGCCCUCCACAAACCCGUCGACUGAUAGUUCUCUCCCUGUGAUUACAGUCAUACCGGACGGCGCAUCUUCGGCAAAUUCUACAACAGGUAUUGAUGAUGAUAAUCCACCAGAGACAUCAGAGAAACUUGUGGGCCCAAUCGGAGUCGUUCUGCCUGCUGUGGUUGGAACGACAAAUGUGCUUGCAGGCAAUACAGGUUUAGGCAUCGCAUUACUUGUCCUCGCCUUGUACAUGUAUAUGUCACAACAGCCAUUGAUACAAGGUAAUACAGUAUUUGGUACACCAAUGCCACCUACAUUUUCCCCCUCACCCUUGGCGUAUCAAAGUUACCUGAAUCCAGCAACAUCAUUUCAGCAGGCAGUUGCACCUAGUGGAUCGGUUUACAAUAGUGGUGUAUUUCCCUACACACAGACUGUCAGUGGGGGAGUUUUCCAGGGACAAUCCGGUUUUGGCGGGGUGUCAUAUCCAUACUUACAAAACAGUAAUGUCGCACCAGGAGUGUUGAACUCAGCAAUUGGUCCGAAUGUCGCGUCAGGGGUGUUUAACUCCGCAAUUGGUCCGAAUGUCGCCCCAGGAGUGUUUCAAUCAGCAAACAGUCCGAAUGUCGCAACAGGAGUGUUUAACACAGCUAUUGGUACGUUACCACAGACUGGUUUCGCAAGUCCCGGAAUUGCCAACACUGGUUUUACAUCUUUCCAGGCGCCAAUAACAAUUGGCGGUGUUUCUACGGGUUUAUCAUCCGGCUCACCCUUCAUACCACAAAGUUUGGCAGGAAACGGCUUCGUUUCAGCGAGGUCAAAUAUCCCAAUUACCAACAACGGGUUCAGUGUAACUCGGCAGUUUCCACAAGGCAAUAAUGCAUUUGCUCAGAUUCCAACACAACAAUCUUCCGCCAUCGGUAACACACAAAUACAGGAGACUUUUCAGACACAGACGUCCUUCCAAACGCCAUUCCAGAACAGACCAGAUAUAGUGAUACCUCAAUUUGACCAGGAGCCAUCUACAAUUCGACAAAGGGAAACGAAGUCGAAUCAGGAGGAAGACAUCGAGAAAGAGAAGAGCUGCGAAUGUCAUUCGCAUAUGUACAUAUUGACCGCUCAUUGUCACGUGAUGUCGGCGACGGAAUGCCGGGAAGACGACGCAUGUUUCUGUAACGAAGAUAAACGUCCACUUCCGGCAAAGUUUCAUCGAGGACAGCGCCCACUGUCGUCAAUUAACACUAAGCCAGGUCAGAAAAUGAUAUUGCCAACACAGCGUAGACAAUUGCCGCGCCGUCUUCCUUCAAUGCGAUAUAAUAAACAAAACUAGUUCUUCGACAUUUUGUCAUUAAUAUCUGUAUAAAAAGUUCGAGAAGGUAGUUCAAGUAAAGAUCUGAUUCUAAAGAGUAACUGAUUGUUCCAAAAAAAGUACAAAAUUUCUGAAAUAUUUCCUGGUGUUCUUUCUAUUACGAAUUAUGGUGUUUUAUCCAAGGUAAUUAUUUAAUUGUAUAUUAUACCGCAUACCUAUUUGUAUCGUCUUUGUGCUCAGGAUAACGGAUUUAUGAUCCGUCGUAUCAAUUAAUGCUUAUAAAAAGGUUUGUCUGGGUGGUUUGCAUUUUCUUUUUAAUCCUUUAUGAAGAGAUUACUUAAAAUUUAAUAACAGAUAAAAACUUUGCCGUUC